AAUCCAUGAGUUUCUUCAUCCCUUAAUUUUCAAGUAUCAUAACUAAAUUAGCUUUAAACAAAAAAAGAAUGGGUUCCAAGGCAUUUCUGUUUCUUGGCCUUGUUUUGGCUAUUUUCUUAAUGAUACGUUCUGAGGUUGUAGCUAGGGAGUUAGCUGAGACUUCCAACUCAGUGAAAUCAGAUAACGAGAAUGAAGUACAUGUUGAUGGACUCGAAGAUUAUGUUCAACAUGGCAUUGGCAAUGACGGACGUGGCGGAUAUUAUGGUGGUGGCGGCCAUGGCCAUCGUGGUGGUGGUUAUAAACGUAAAGGAUGCCGUUAUGGUUGCUGCAAAAAGUACAAUUACGUAUGCAAAAGGUGUUGUUCCUCUGCAGGUGAGGCCAUGGACAAAGUCACUGAAGCCCAGCCACAGAACUAAUUAAUUAUGUGCAAUAUUAUAAGUGGCAAUAGAUGUAAUAAUCUUGCUACUUUAGAUCUUUUGCUUGUAACAAGUAUGAAUAAAGCCAUUCCAGUUGUUAUGGAUGGUUGUCCUUGCUCAUGUAAUGUUUUGUUGUACAAUAUAUCAUAUUGUGAUCAAAUGUUUCCAUAACGUUUAAUUUUCUUCUUAUUUUGAA
Messenger RNA from Lycium ferocissimum, 612 nucleotides. Its product is annotated as glycine-rich protein-like. The transcript is spliced from 2 exons. NCBI's taxonomy places the organism in Eukaryota, Viridiplantae, Streptophyta, Magnoliopsida, Solanales, Solanaceae. The coding region runs from base 69 to 416 and encodes 115 amino acids. The record is from RefSeq and is a predicted model, not a curated record.